Molecule: messenger RNA, 3480 nt
Organism: Rattus norvegicus (Norway rat)
Lineage: Eukaryota; Metazoa; Chordata; Mammalia; Rodentia; Muridae
Source: RefSeq, a predicted model, not a curated record
AGUUCGGACCUGUGAUCACAAGAGGAUAACUUCAGAAAUUGUGGGUCAAACUAAUGGUGUGUAAUUCACUUCCCAGUGAAUGAGUAUACUCAUUCUAAUAUUCUCCAAUUAGAAAACAAUAAUCAGGCUAUGGCUAUUGGUGACCAUUGAAGAGUGUGUAUCUAUCUAGUAACUCCUUUCACCAAAUGCUUUCAUCAUCCCAAAAUGUUUGCAAAAAUAGAGUCAAUUUUAGUCUGAUUGUAUACAGGAUGCCAACUCAACUUUCCCCCUUCUAUGAUGAUACUAGAUUUUCUAUACUUUUCAUUAUAUCCAUUUCCACAUGUAGGUAGGUGUUUUAUGGUUUUUUGUUUCGUUUCUGUUUUUGGGUUUUUUGUUGGGUUUGUUUUUUUUUGGGGGGGGGAUUUUUGUUCUCCUUAUAUUUUUAUUUGUUCAGGUUAGAGAUAGCAAUUUCUGCUUCUCCUUUCCUUAAGAUCUACAAAUUCUGCUCUCAUAUUAGUCCAGAACCUAUCACCGUCUCCUACUGGUAAAGGGAACAUUCUUCUUCAAAAGGAAGGAGAACAAGGCCAGGCAGUUCCCACAGAAAGCAAGAGUGGGUAACUCCCCACAAGGGAGAGGGCAUGAGGACUAGCUUGACGGUUCUUCUCCAAGGAAAACCCAGAUAAACAAUGGCAAAGGCAGAACGCUGUUGUAUUCUCAAGUAGUGCCCACUUCCUGAUAAGCAUCCCAGUCUUUGGAAACCUGCAAGAUAUACAGAACCAGUACAGCACUGAACAGAAUCUGAUGGCAGCAUGAAGAAGUCAAGAAAGGCAAUGCACGACAGUCCUCAGGCUUCCUUGACUCCCGCACAACAGAUUCUGUGUCCAGGCGUGCCCCCAUGAUCACACAGGUUAUGCAGAAGGUUGCUAAGCAUUGAGAGGAGAGCCAUUUGGGUCACAGGACUGCAGAACAAGGUUCCCAAGAACAAUAUGACUAAAAUACAAGGAUGUGUAGUGCUCAGGCAGGCUCUAAGAGGCACACCCCAAGGUUUGCAAGCUGUCUUGGACAUCAGUGCUAUCUUUGCCAUCACUGCCACUGUCACCGCAAGCCAGGUUCUCCUGCUGACAGGCCUCUGGGAACCAGGAAGUGUGAUACCCUGAUUCUCCCUGGAACCCAAAGCCACACGUCUGCCUUUCUUCAGCACCAGCUGCCUUCUCAGCUCAUCUGCCAUAGUACUUGGGCUCCACCUCACUAACCUGGAAGUUCAGGGUGUUGGAAUAGAGGUGCAAAGCUGCUCGGUUGCUGCUCCUGGCAUGCGCUGAAGUUCUCCAUCACGGCCUGGGAGGCCUGGUUCAAUAGCUUCUUGGCCAGGCCAAAGCGCCAGUGGGAGCGCUUCACAGUCAGUGAGGUGAUGUGUCCAUGAGUGACAUUAUUAGGAUCCUCUUCCAUUUUGGCAGAACAGAACCCACGAUCUUCCCAACCUCAUCCUCAGCAAUGUAGGGAGCUGGGGCCACGUGAGGCCAUGAUAGUAGUACUUCAUCCGGUAGUUCUCGGGCAGGCAGAGCAGGUUGCAGUGUUGUAUGUUCAUCAGGUCAUCUGUCCAAGUGGAUGUUCAUAUUGGAGGCAGAAAAGCCUAUCAGACUCCGGAGAAUCAGAGAGGAUGCCACAGGGCACAAGCGACACCAGCACCGUUUGCUUUCAGACAGCUGGGUUAUCCAUACAGAACUCAUACAAGAUGAGGAAGAUCUCUCACUAUCUUCCAUGUUGUUUCGGUGAUGCUGUACAGAACUCCGUCCAUCUUCAUGCAAGAGGGGCCUCCGACGCCUCCAAAGCAAAUGACGACCACGCAGUCCUCCUCCGAAAGGAUGGUCUGGUCUACCUGCCAGCCAUUGUGUAGAUGCGGAAGCAUGUAGGACAUCUUAAAGGCGCUUGCGCAGCAGGACGCCACGAGCUACCUCUGACCUCCUGUGAGCCCACAGAACCGGACAAACGGGUCCUCCACCCAGCACCAGCGCCCUUUAUGUUUUGAUCUGCGAUGUUCAUUAAGAGUUCACAAGACAUGGCUCUCACUGAAGACCAGCAGUCGUACUGUAGCUGUUGGUUUCAAGCAGACGCCUAGAGAACUGUCUUCCUGUGUUCCAUGGAACAGACCAUUUGGUGGUACUUCUUUCUACAAAGAUCCAUUCGUGAAGCCAAGAAACACAACACAAUGGAACUUCCCAUGCGGAUAUUCACUGAGGACAUUGCAGGCUGUGACACUCCUCUAUAUUUAACAGCAACAAACUACAAUACAGUGAAUGACAUAAUCAGCAAGUUUCUAUCAAUGAUAAGAAAACAAAACACUGAAGAUUACCAACUGUGGUUCUGUCCUGGCCCUGGGGAAGCUCCAAGAGCACUCCAAGGGCAUGAGUAUCCACAUGACAUUAGAAUGAUAAAUAUUCAAAAGAACUUCAGUUCACGGAACUUAAGAAAUUUAACAGAUUUCCCUUCCCUACCUGGGGUAAUCAUGAAAUAUCUAAAUGCUGAUAAACAUGGAAAAUUCAUCUUAAAGCCCCGAAACUCAGCAAGAAGCCAGCAGCAUAAAAAAAAAAAAACUUUAAAGAAACAAAGAACUUCUAUAACAUCUCGGUUGGACAGGAGCUCUGUGCCUGACCAGGACCAAGUAUGCACCAUCACACCAGUUAAAAAGGGAGGAAAACUGUUUGGAAGAGAACUCAGUUCCAUUUGUCAGGAUGGCGACCUGCCUUCAGCAAUUCUGGACAUGCUGUACAUACUAAAAAAGAAAGGGCCCACAACCAAGAGUGUUUUUAUAGAACCUCCGAGUAUAAUUUUGUUCCAAACAGUAAAGGACAAAUUGGAUUCAGAAGAAGAGGUGGAUAUAAACAAGCAAAUCAAUUUAUGUAGUGACCUGGAUCUUUAAGGACUUCCUCCAAGACAUCAAGGGAAGUCUAAUGACUUCAAAACUAUAUGAUGAGUGGAUUGCUGUAACCAAAAAAGUCAAUGAUGAAGAUAAAUUAGCCGCAGUGCAGAGGUAAUUGUUGGCAAACUCUGAACAACAUCAACAAAAUAGAAGUAACAUUUGCUUACACACAUUAGAGAUUAUAUAUCACAGAAACAUUUACUAAGAACACUGACAGACAGCAAAAGGUUUCAGUCAUUGACCAACACGAAAGACACUUUCAAAAGAGUAUGAGUUACAGUGUGAAUUACAGUAGCCAAGGUUUAUAGUCUUACUUUCAUAUUCCAAUUAUAUUUGUCUUUUUUCUGAAUUGGGUAAAUAUUUCAAGCAAUAAUUUGAGUACAAAUUCUUUCAUUUUAUUUUCAAAGCACCCUGCAUAUAUGAUUACUCUGUUCCCUUCCUUCAUAUUUACAAAUUGACUAUACUUGUUUUAAAAUAACUGUCUCUGUGUUCAGUCUUUUAGAUAAAAUGUCACCUGAAAAUGCAUCUCUUCUGAGGCAACUUUUUCGUAUAUUGUAUGAAAUUAAAAGUAAUUCUCCUGUUAA